AUGGCCCGCCACUCCUUUGGCGUUAGCGCAGUCGCCGUCCUGGCAGUGGUCGGCUUGGGCAGCUGCUUCCUGACCGGUCUUCCCCAAGGAUCGCAGCCGCCCCGCACCGCGCCCAAUGCGGUCGAGCACGAGAUGCCGCAGCCAAGCAUGGCCGGCACCUCCUGGGCUGCACCGCUGCUGAGCUUCGGCGCCGCCCUGGGCCUGAUCUUCGGCGUCGUCGCCGCCAAGCCCGCCCGCGCCAUCACGGCGGAGCAGUUCAGCCAGCUCACCUACGCACAGGUGAAGGGCUCCGGCUUGGCCAACCGCUGCCCCACCGUCGAGUCCAACGGCACGGAGGUCCCCGUGAAGGGCGGCUCUCGGCUCGUGAACGUGUGCUUCGAGCCGAAGUCCUUCGCAGUAGAGUUCGAGACCGACAAGGGCAAGGAGUUCGCCACCACCAAGCUGACCACCCGUCAGACCUACACCCUGGCCUUCAUCGAGGGCAGCCUGGAUGCCAACCCCAUCACCUUCAAGGAGCAGGACGGUAUGGACUUCGCGGCCACCACCGUGAAGCUGCCGGACGGCGAGUACGUGCCCUUCCUGUUCACCGUGAAGGAGCUGGUGGCCAAGGGCGAGGGCAGCUCCUUCAAGCCGGGCUUCACAUGGGGUGGCGAGUUCAGUGUCCCCUCCUACCGAACCGGUGGUUUCCUUGACCCUAAGGGCCGAGGUAUGACCUUGGGUUACGAUCAGGCCGUGGCCCUGCCGGCCAUGCAGUCCGACGGUCAGGGCGGCCAGGACGAGCUCUUCAAGGAGACUAACAAGGUCUUCGACCUCGGCAAGGGCGUCAUCGAGAUGGAGGUCAACAAGGCAUUCAGCAGAACUUCGCACGCAGUUUCCGGCAGACCUGUGAACCAGGAGCUUGGUGAAAUAGGCGGCGUCUUUGUGUCCAAGCAGCCCUCCGACACCGACAUGGGCGCCAAAGCCCCAAGGACGGUUCUUCUCAAGGUCGCCGUCCUGGCGGUGGUCGGCGUGGGCAGCUGCUUCCUGACCGGUCUUCCCCAAGGAUCGCAGCCGCCCCGCGCCGCGCCCAAUGCGGUCGAGCACGAGAUGCCGCAGCCGAGCAUGGCCGGCACCUCCUGGGCUGCACCGCUGCUGAGCUUCGGCGCCGCCCUGGGCCUGAUCUUCGGCGUCGUGGCCGCCAAGCCCGCCCGCGCCAUCACGGCAGAGCAGUUCAGCCAGCUCACCUACGCACAGGUGAAGGGCUCCGGCUUGGCCAACCGCUGCCCCACCGUCGAGUCCAACGGCACGGAGGUCCCCGUGAAGGGCGGCUCUCGGCUCGUGAACGUGUGCUUCGAGCCGAAGUCCUUCGCAGUAGAGUUCGAGACCGACAAGGGCAAGGAGUUCGCCACCACCAAGCUGACCACCCGUCAGACCUACACCCUGGCCUUCAUCGAGGGCAGCCUGGAUGCCAACCCCAUCACCUUCAAGGAGCAGGACGGUAUGGACUUCGCGGCCACCACCGUGAAGCUGCCGGACGGCGAGUACGUGCCCUUCCUGUUCACCGUGAAGGAGCUGGUGGCCAAGGGCGAGGGCAGCUCCUUCAAGCCGGGCUUCACAUGGGGUGGCGAGUUCAGUGUCCCCUCCUACCGAACCGGUGGUUUCCUUGACCCUAAGGGCCGAGGUAUGACCUUGGGCUACGAUCAGGCCGUGGCCCUGCCGGCCAUGCAGUCCGAUGGUCAGGGCGGCCAGGACGAGCUCUUCAAGGAGACCAACAAGGUCUUCGACCUCGGCAAGGGCGUCAUCGAGAUGGAGGUCAACAAGGUGAACCAGGAGCUUGGAGAGAUCGGCGGCGUUUUCGUGUCGAAGCAGCCCUCCGACACCGACAUGGGUGCCAAAGCUCCCAGGACCGUCCUCCUGAAAGGCAUCUUCUAUGGCAAGGUGGUGAAUGCUUGA
Molecule: messenger RNA, 1932 nt
Organism: Symbiodinium sp. CCMP2592
Lineage: Eukaryota; Dinophyceae; Suessiales; Symbiodiniaceae
Source: the annotation of a GenBank genome assembly